GGCCCCGCUUGGCCGGGCGGCUAUUUCUGAAGACGUUACAUAUGCUUCUUUAACACAGCUGAGGACAUUGAUCAAUUGUAGAAGCAAACCAUGGCUGAUGGGGCAAAACUGGAUCCCGAAUAUGAAUGUCCCGUCUGCUGGAAUCCAUAUAAUAACACCUUCCGCACCCCCAAGCUCUUGGAGUGCCGCCAUUCAUUCUGUAUGGAGUGCCUGGCACGGAUCAGCAUCGCGACGCAGGUCAAUAACCACUUGCAGUGUCCUCUCUGCCGUCACACAACGAGCCUCCGCCUGAACCGGCUGAUCACGGACCUUCCGACCAACACGCACAUCCUCAGCCAGAUGAAGCUGCCCCCACAGCAGCAAGGACGCCAUCUUUGUGUGAAGGACGCUCGGAGGCUGAACGUGUUCACGCGUCCGCCAUCUGUCUACACGCUUGGGGUGGAAUCGAGAUCCAUGGCUGGGACUCAACUCACUCAACCCCAGACCCCUCUCCCCACCAUCCCCAGCGAUGACUCUUUCCGGCACUGUUUGCGCAACCCGCAGUUCCGCAUGUUUGCCUAUCUCAUGAUGACCAUGCUGGUGGUCAGCUUGCUCCUUAUAUUUUCCAUCUUCUGGACUCGGAAGUUCUUCUGGGGUCCUGGGUGACCAUUGUGAGCAGAAGACGGCUGUGGAUCGGAAAGGACCGGCUUGGCAAUGAUUGGCCACCAAGUAGGGGCAGCGGAUGCUGGUUCGUACUGCACGGA
Molecule: messenger RNA, 743 nt
Organism: Spea bombifrons (plains spadefoot toad)
Lineage: Eukaryota; Metazoa; Chordata; Amphibia; Anura; Pelobatidae
Product: E3 ubiquitin-protein ligase RNF183-like
Exons: 2
Coding region: 91-645 (184 amino acids)
Biological process (GO): protein ubiquitination
Molecular function (GO): ubiquitin protein ligase activity
Source: RefSeq, a predicted model, not a curated record